CCUUCGUUGGUGACCAGCUUGAGUUAAUGUAUAGUCAUGUCUUCUGGUGAGUAAUCUCUAGCUUAUCUUCUGUUAUUUUGUUUCAUUAACUGUUUGGGAUCUCGGUUCUGCUAAUCGAGUUCAUCUCCUCAUCUCUGAAUUUUCAAAAUUUUUUUUUCUCUACAAGAUCGUUCACUGAAGACGAGAACUCUAACUGGAUCGUGGUUCGUAAUCUCUGUUAACAUGCUAGAUUCAUAGUCAUUAAUGUCGAUUUUCUGCGGUCUUCCAAUCCUUGAAUGUGUAUACUGCCUCGCUUGUGCCCGUUGGGCGUGGAAGCGAUGCCUUCACACUGGCAGCCGUGACAGCGAGAACUGGGGUAUUGCGACCGCAGAAGAAUUCGAGCCCGUUCCUCGCCUCUGCCGUUCAAUUCUUGCUGUCUAUGAAGACGACCUUCGAAACCCGCUUUGGGCUCCUCCCGGCGGAUAUGGAAUCAAUCCUGAUUUUGUAAUUCUGCGUAAGACUUAUGAAAACACCCAUGGCCGCGUCCCCCCAUACUUAAUCUACCUCAAUCACGACCAUGGCGAUAUUGUUCUCGCCAUUAGAGGCCUUAAUUUGGCAAAGGAGAGUGAUUAUGCUGUUCUAUUGGAUAACAAACUCGGGCAGAGGAAAUUUGAUGGUGGGUAUGUCCAUAAUGGGCUAUUGAAGGCAGCUGCACGCGUUCUGGAUGCAGAGUGCGAUGUUCUUAGAGAGUUAGUGGAGAAGUACCCGAAUUAUACCUUAACCUUCACUGGACACUCUCUGGGGUCAGGGGUGGCUGCAUUGUUAACAAUGGUGGUGGUGCAGAAUAGGGACAAACUGGGUAACAUAGGCCGGAAGAGGAUCAGGUGCUAUGCAAUUGCCCCUGCGAGGUGCAUGUCACUGAAUUUGGCUGUCAGAUAUGCAGAUGUCAUAAACUCUAUUGUACUCCAGGAUGAUUUCUUACCAAGAACUGCCACACCCUUGCAAGAUAUUUUCAAGUCUCUUUUUUGUUUACCAUGCUUGCUGUGUCUAAGGUGUAUGAGAGAUACAUGCAUCCCAGAGGAGAAGAUGCUGAAGGAUCCAAGGCGACUCUAUGCUCCUGGUCGCCUUUAUCACAUUGUUGAGAGGAAGCCCUUCAGGAUGGGAAGAUUUCCCCCAGUUGUGAGGACAGCAGUCCCUGUGGAUGGGAGAUUUGAACAUAUUGUUCUCUCUUGCAAUGUCACUUCUGACCAUGCCAUCAUUUGGAUAGAAAGAGAAGCUCAGAGGGCACUGGAUAAAAUGCUAGAGAAGGAUCGGAUAAUGGAAAUCCCUGCAAAGCAGAGGAUGGAGAGGCAGAAGACUCUAGCCAGAGAGCACAGCGACGAGCACAAGGCAGCACUAAAGCGAGCAGUGACAUUGGCAGUCCCACAUGCGUACUCACCUUCCUCUUACGGAACAUUUGACGAACAGGACACUAGUCCCAGAAGCAGUAGUGGGGAAGCUUCUUUGGGAACACCUAGGAAAGACAAGAGGAGGAGGGAAAGCUGGGAUGAAUUGAUUGAGCGUCUCUUUGACAAAGAUGAUUCAGGCCACAUGAUUCUGAAAAAGUCAUAGUUG
Molecule: messenger RNA, 1593 nt
Organism: Telopea speciosissima
Lineage: Eukaryota; Viridiplantae; Streptophyta; Magnoliopsida; Proteales; Proteaceae
Exons: 5
Coding region: 244-1590 (448 amino acids)
Biological process (GO): lipid catabolic process
Source: RefSeq, a predicted model, not a curated record